Messenger RNA from Trematosphaeria pertusa, 1511 nucleotides. RefSeq names its product aromatic compound dioxygenase. Gene Ontology annotation, molecular function: iron ion binding; oxidoreductase activity, acting on single donors with incorporation of molecular oxygen, incorporation of two atoms of oxygen. The coding region runs from base 364 to 1440 and encodes 358 amino acids. The transcript has 4 exons. The record is from RefSeq and is a predicted model, not a curated record. Lineage: Eukaryota; Fungi; Ascomycota; Dothideomycetes; Pleosporales; Trematosphaeriaceae.
CAUGCACCCCAGACGCCAAGACCCCGCAUGGUCCUCACAAUUCAUUCUUCGCAAUCUAGCCGAAGCUCACCGGCCUUGGCUCCAUUUCAACAACCUAUCAGCGCAACUGCGAUUAUGACCAGCAAUCUCGUGGGCCUGGUUGCUGUAUAGCAGCUUUUGAGCAGCAGGAGCAAGAGAUGGAAGGAGAGAAGCAGUGCACGCGUAAGAUCCGGGUGUCCAGAUGGCUGUCGGCAAACCCAGGAGAUAUCCCGAGAGGCAACAUCUGGCAACCGGGCAUAUAAUAAGAGAGGGCGCCGUCGCCGUGGCUUUCGUGCGUCUCGUUCUCUUGGCCAACUCGAUUCACGACUUCGAGACAACAUCGCCAUGGUUCACUUCUCGCAGGCUUUCGCCGCCGCUCUUUUGGCCUCCGGUGUCGUUGCCCACCCGGGCGGCAACACCAACAAGGAAAUCCUCAGGAGGCAGGCCCAUCUUGACCACCCCGAGCGACGAUCCGUGCAGUCAUGCAAGAGGGACCUUGUGGAGAGCGGCUGGGUCAGGGAGCAGCACUUGAGGCGUGAGGCUAGGCUGCACGAGCUGCGAGUUGCUGCCGGCUUUGCGAAGCCUGAGGAUAUUGUUCGCCGUGAUGUCGGCGAGGUUGAGGACGAGUAUGGUGUGAGCGCGGCUUGCACCCUUGAUCCCGAGGCCACUGAGGGCCCCUACUGGGUCAUUGGUGAGCUCAUCCGCCAGGAUCUCCUCACCGGCGAGAAGGGCGCUGUGACGCACUUGGAUAUCAACGUCGUCGACACGUCGACCUGCAAACCUGUUACUGAUGCCUACGUUGAGAUGUGGGGUACCAACUCCACCGGCGUGUACACCGGUGUCCAAGCACGCGGCAACGGCGACGGCUCCGCCACCGCGAUCGCAACCAAUGCCCUGCGUGGCCUGCAGAAGACGGGCACGAACGGAACUGCCACGUUCAUCACCCUCAUCCCAGGACACUAUGUUGGCCGAACCAACCAUCUGCACACCAUCAUCCACCACGGCGCCACUCUCCUCCCUAACAACACCAUCCAGGGCGGCACCAUCUCGCACGUCGGCCAAUUCUACGUCGAGCAGACCUUCCUCGGCCAGGUCGAGAAGACGGCUCCCUACAACACCAACAAGCAGGCCCAGACGACCAAUGCCCAGGACAUGCUGUUCAACAUGGGCAAGCAGGGCGGUGAUGACCCAGUGUUGAAGAUCUCUCUCAUUGGCAGCACGAUUGAGGACGGCCUUUAUGCGACUAUCGAUGUUGGUGUUAACCCCAAGGCCAGGCAGAACCCGCAGCCUGUCAACAUGUGGACGGCGCAGGGUGGUAAGCCGGUACCCAACAGCCCCUGGACUGGAUAUCCGGAUAGCUGCAGGUACUGCGGUUUCCGCCCGCCGAGGAAGGAGAAGAAGGAGGUCCUCUAUGAGGCAUAGAGGGGUUUGUUGAUGCUUUGGCGAGUGAUAGCGGAGAGUCGAGCAGUUGGAGAUUGAGCAGAGUUGUAGAU